AUGGAAACCAGAGAUCCUACUGGGAAAGAAAAUGUGGGGGCCAAGAAAAAGAACUUGACCUUUUUAAGGCACCGGCUGUACAUGCUGGAGAGGAGGAAAACCGACACGGUGGUGGAAAGUAAUAUUUCUGGGGACCACAGCAUCUCUGCGACGCUGAGGAGGAGCCAGUCUGACAGGAGUGAAUACAGCCAGAAAUUGCAAGAAAAGAUGGCACCCCAAGCAGGGUCCUCAGGACCAGUUGGUUCACUGUUGGAAACUGAAGAACAGCUAAAGAGUCGGAUGAUGGCCAAAAGGCAAAAGAUAAUUGCGGAAAUGGUUCAGACAGAAAAAGACUACCUCCAUGAUCUGGAAUUGUGCAUUAAAAUAGUGGUUGAGCCCUUGAGAAGAAGGCAGAUUGCUAGGUUUGAUGUGGACGGUUUAUUUAGCAACAUCGAAUCAGUCCAUCAGAUAUCAACCAAACUGCUGUCGUCUUUGGCAGAAGCUACGGUGGACGUGGAGCCUGACGUGCAAAUAAUUGGGCAAGUGUUUUUGCAGAUUAAAGACCAACUAGAAGAGGCAUACAAAAUCUACUGCUACCACCACGAUGAGGCCCACUUCCUGCUGGAAUCCUACGAAAAGGAUGAAGAACUGAAGCAACAUUUAAGAGACUGCCUACAGUCCUUAAAAAAGAUAUAUGAAGAAGGGGGGAAACCAAAUCUACUAGACAUGGGAUCUCUGAUGAUCAAACCCAUACAGCGUGUGAUGAAAUAUCCCUUGUUACUAUGUGAACUCUUGAACGCAACUCCCAUGGCUCACCCAGACCACAACGCACUGCAGGAUGCCCUGGUUGCUGUGAAAGCCAUGAAUAUGAACAUCAAUGAACUAAAGAGGCGAAAGGAUAUAGUAUUGAAAUAUAAGAAGAAUGAUGAAGAUGAAUCUCUGAAAGAGAAGUUUUCAAGAUUAAACAUUCACUCAAUUAGUAAGAAGUCCAAGAGAGUCACCGGGCACUUGAAAAUUCUAACUGGAGGAGAACCACAGGUGAAAGAUGAAACUUUUAAUAAGGAGGAGAAGUUAUUCAGAAGUUUAGAAAAGACAGUCAAACUAUGCGUAAAGAAUAUUUCGUUGUCUCUACAGCAUCUGGAGGACUCUAUGCUUCUGGCUGCACAAAAUGCAACUCAACUUCAAGAUCUCCUCCAUGAGAGAGAAGAUGAGGAAACCAGCUCUUCAGACAUGUUGCUCAAUGCUGAAAAUCCCAACAAAGGAUUUGCAAGGCAAGUCGACAAGAUGGUGUUGACCCCACUCUCGGCAUUACAGGCCUUAUUCAUAGGUCCUCAGAAGCUUAUUCAGAAGCGUUAUGACAAACUGCUGGACUAUAACAGCUACCACCAAAAGGCGGCAGGAGACGAGAUGGAUCUGGCCAGAAGAGAAUAUGAGGCUCUCAAUACCCAGCUUGUGGAGGAGCUCCAGAGGUUCAACAGGGCAGUAAAGAAAAUUGUGACAAAUUGCCUGUGUUGUCUCAUCACUCUCCUGAGAGAUAGGAUGUCAUCAGCACUGAAAUCCUUUUCCAUGGGGGAAUCUCUCAUACCACUCUCUUCUCCAAGUAUCAGUGAAGUUCAACACCAAGUGCUCGAAGAUGUACAGAAUCUGAAUUUUGUCAAAGAAAACAACAGCAUAACUUUUAUCGAGAGAAAGCUGAGCUUUGAAAAAAAGAAGCCCGCCCCUCCCCAGCCUGAAUUUCCACGGCAGACUGAAAACCACAGGUCAAUGAUACUGUCUACGUACAGCUUGGAUUUGCUGUACCAAGCCAAACGAAAAUGCAAUGCCACUCAGGACUUUGAUAUUGAUCUCUAUGAAGGAGACGUGGUGGCUGUCGUGGAGCAAAAGGAUCCUUUUGGAAGUACCAGCAGGUGGCUUGUUGACACAGGAUUUUUGAGAGGCUAUGUUUACUCCUCCUUCCUGAAACCUUACAAUCCAGCCAAGGUACCAAAGGAUGUUGGGGAGACCAGUUUUUGCAAUGGGGAUUUUGACAACAUCAGCCUUUUUGUCUCUUCGCGGCAAGGAGAUGACAACAGCAUGAAACCUGCAGGACACAAGAGGAGCAGCAGCGGCUCUUCCUAUAAUAGCCUGUGUGAAAGAACGUCUAUUAACGGGACAGAAGUGGAUAGCGUUUACGAAACAGAUGACCAACACACUUUCUAUGCAGUCCAUGCAUUUCAAGCAAGGAGUCAGCAGGAACUCAGUCUUCAGGAGUAUCAGCGCGUGAGGAUCCUUCGCUUUUCUGAUCUGAGUGGCAACAAAGAAUGGUGGUUAGCGGAGGCGAAAGGACAAAAAGGAUAUGUCCCAGCAAAUUACCUUGGGAAGAUGACAUAUGCAUAA
This is a messenger RNA of Elgaria multicarinata webbii, 2355 nucleotides long. It is a transcript of the gene ARHGEF38, whose product is annotated as Rho guanine nucleotide exchange factor 38. Bases 1 to 2355 code for a protein of 784 amino acids. The record is from RefSeq and is a predicted model, not a curated record. Gene Ontology annotation, cellular component: cytoplasm. Gene Ontology annotation, molecular function: protein binding; guanyl-nucleotide exchange factor activity. The transcript has 14 exons. NCBI's taxonomy places the organism in Eukaryota, Metazoa, Chordata, Lepidosauria, Squamata, Anguidae.